Messenger RNA from Glycine soja, 1368 nucleotides. RefSeq names its product dof zinc finger protein DOF5.3-like. Gene Ontology annotation, molecular function: DNA binding; DNA-binding transcription factor activity. The transcript has 2 exons. NCBI's taxonomy places the organism in Eukaryota, Viridiplantae, Streptophyta, Magnoliopsida, Fabales, Fabaceae. The record is from RefSeq and is a predicted model, not a curated record. The coding region runs from base 255 to 1112 and encodes 285 amino acids. Gene Ontology annotation, biological process: regulation of DNA-templated transcription.
AUAUAUCCAAACAAGUCCUGUGGUUUCUAUUACCAAACUCACUUUGCAAUUUGCAUGACUCCUCCCUCCCUAAGCUAUCUCCAUUCUCUACCUUAAUUUGCUCUCUCACGCUUUCCCUUUCUUCUUUUUUUCUUUUUCAUGUCAAGUACCACUUAUUAGACACUCAGAUACAUACACCCACAUAUACAAAAGCACGCCUUUGGAGAUUUUAAUAACCCAAGUGUGCUGUGCUUAGUUCGGUUCUGAUUGUAUGAAUGGAUCCUUCUAAUGGACAACCCCAGCAAAUGUCUAGCCAGUCAGUGGAGAAGAAGCCAAAGCCUCAUCCAGAACAAGCUCUGAAGUGUCCAAGAUGUGACUCCACCAGCACAAAAUUUUGCUACUACAACAAUUAUAGUCUUUCUCAGCCAAGAUAUUUCUGCAAGUCUUGUAAGAGAUAUUGGACCAAAGGAGGAACACUGAGGAAUGUUCCAGUGGGAGGAGGAUGCAGAAAGAAAAGAUCAUCAUCAAAGAGGGCUCAGGAUCAAACAUUCACACCCAAUCUUAACCCACUCACUGCACUCCCUCAUUUGUCUUAUGACUCCAAUGACUUAACUCUAGCAUUAGCUAGGUUUCAAAAACAAUCAAGUGGGCAAUUGGGUUACAAUGACCAUGAUCUUUCAAUUAUGGGGAACCCCACCACAGGCUCCUUUUGUGACAUUCUUGGCAAUUCAGGCAUGAAUCCCUCCUCAGAAAACCCUUCAUUUUUGGACGAAUUUCAAACUGGGUUCCUUCAGACACAAAACCAUCUUCAGAAUUUGUAUUGUGUGUAUGGAAAUGGGGACUUGGGGGAGGUGGAUAAUGGCAAUUCUGGUGGGGUUGGGGUUAGUGGAGAGAUGAUGCUCCCUUAUGAUCAAGUGGUGAUGAGCAAUGCAACAGCUCAAUCGGUGAGUGUAAUGAAGCAAGAAAUGUGUAGUGGCAGAGAACAAAGUGAAAGGAGGGUGUUGGGGGGUUUCCCAUGGCAGAUUAAUGCAGACACUAACAUUAUUGGUGAACUUGAUUCAGGAAAAGCAAUUGCAAGUUGGAACAGUUUCACAAAUUCUUGGCAUGGGCUUCUUCAAAGUCCUCUAAUGUAGACCCCCCACCACAAGAAAAAUCAGAAGGCACUUAUUUCCUCUGUAAUUUAUGUUUGACAAAAAUGUCAGUCUUAAUUUUAAUUAAAGUACUGUCAAUCAUCUUGAGUAGUUUUGGGUUAAUAGGGAUUUGAUUCACUUGGAUCCACUUUCUUUUCUUGUAUUGUUUUCGCCAAACUAGUACUGUCAUACUGUCAAUUUUUUUGUACUAUUAUUAUCUUCUUAAUUAAUGAUGAAUGAAUAGACUAAUGAAAUUUCA